GAAAAGAAACCUUCAAAGGCAUCGAAUUAAUGGAAAUGCAAUAUUUUCCAAGCAAAUGUUUCCUCGAAUAACGGAGGUUGCAUUCGUUAUGCAAAUCAGUUGGAGGAAAGAAAUCGUAAGGCAAAGGGUUGCAGUUAAACAUCGUAGGAGUAAUUAGGUAGCAGAAGAGGGUGUAGGGGAAAAGAUCGGAACAGUAGAUUGUUAGGAAGGAAGCGUUUAAAUCCCGGAAUGCAUUCCGUCGUGAAAAUCGUAGAUUCUAAUCGGAGGGGAUCUUGUUCGCCGGCUAAUUGAAAAGCAGCUACCGUUGCGGUAAACGAACGUUUAUUUGCCCGAACAGCACCCAAGCUUGUUCGAUAAAUUAAGGGAAUCUUUGUUCGCUGUCGCAUUUUAUUAAGAGAAUCGCGCACAGUCACCCGAUGAUUUAUCGUCCCGAAAACUGAGGCGGAGAAGAUUAAAUCGCAAACGUAGACGCGAAUACUCCUCCACUUCUGUUCGUUUCGCUCUAUACACACUCGUUUCCUUUGCCUCGAAACUACUUGAAAACACGGAACUAUUAAAUCGUGAAAUAUUAAACGACCAACAGAGUGAAACGACAGACGUUUCGUUAUUUUCAUGGCGAUUGGUCCUCUUCAUCCGUGGGAAAAAUGAUGAAACGGAAAUUUCAGAUCGCGACCCUCUACCUCCUGCUGCUGUCCAUCUGUAUGUCCGUCGCCGGUCACAAGCACUCAAGGCGGCAUCGAGACUUUACUGUGGCCGAAAAUCAUGACUCCGCUUCAUUGUCCAGGAGUGACAGCCACUCGAUGACGGUGUCGCCGUUGAUCGAGCGAUCGUCGCUUCCGGAAGAAGCGUACCUUCCUGAAACUCCCACGGUUGAUCCUUGCGUGAAGAAAUAUUGCGGCGUCGGCAGAGAAUGCGAGCAAUCGGCGAACAAUACCGUGGCCACGUGUGUCUGCACGCGAAAAUGCCCGCGAAGGCAUCGACCGGUUUGCGCGAGCAACGGAAAGAUUUAUGCCAAUCACUGCGAGCUGCAUAGAGCCGCCUGCCACGCUGGAUCAUCGUUGACCCGAAGCAGACUGAUGAGAUGCCUACAUCAUGACAUCGAGAAUGCACACGUUCGUAGAACUUUACACGUGGAGGGAACAUCCUCCAAGACAGGGAAGACGAUUACCUAUCCUAGAUUUAGAAACCGGAAGAAGACAAAUUUAAGGGAUAACUUGAUACCAGAGAAAAAUAAUUCUGAUACGAAAGAGUGCUCGAAUCAGGAAUACGAAAUAAUGAAGGAUAAUUUGUUACUUUACAAUCAUGCAAGACUGAUGGCCCAGGACAACCAUAGUAAAGAAUACCUCGUCAGUAUAAUGUUCUCUCACUACGAUCAAAAUAACAAUGGGAAUCUGGAACGCGAAGAAUUGGAACAGAUAGCAGAGAACGAAGAUUUAGAAGAAUUGUGCAAGGGAUGUAAUUUAGGUCACAUGAUCAAUUACGACGAUACCGAUGGUGAUGGGAAACUGAAUGUGAAUGAAUUUUAUAUGGCGUUCAGCAAACUUUACAGUGUCUCGGUCGUGUCCCUCGAUAAAUCUCUGGAGGUGAAUCACAUUUCUGCGAGGGUGGGCGAUAACGUUGAAAUCAAGUGCGAUGUCACCGGUACACCACCACCGCCAUUAGUGUGGCGACGCAACGAGGCCGAUUUGGAGAUCUUAAACGAGCCCGAGAUAAGAGUGUUCAACGACGGUAGCCUGUACUUGACGAAGGUGCAGCUGAUACACGCCGGAAACUACACCUGCCACGCGGUCAGGAACCAGGAUGUCGUUCAGACGCACGUGUUAACCAUUCACACUGUCCCAGAGGUAAAAGUAACGCCGCAAUUUCAAGCGAAACGCUUGAAAGAAGAAGCUAGUAUAAAGUGUCACGUAACUGGUGAACCUCUUCCACGAGUAGAGUGGUUGAAGAACGAUGAACCAUUGAACCACGAUCAACCAGGCAAAUAUGAUCUAAUUGGAAACGGUACUAAACUGAUGAUUAAGAACGUGGACUAUGCUGAUACAGGAGCAUACAUGUGCCAAGCUAGCAGUAUAGGUGGUGUGACCAGGGACAUCAGCAGUUUGGUUGUCCAGGAUCAACCUACACCGAGUGAGUCAUCUGUAAUGAAUAUUCAGAAAUUUCUGUUAAUAAUAACCACAAUUGUUAUUCGUUUAGCGACUGAGAACGAAGAACGGAGAUUUUUUUCUUUCCACAAAUGGGGCAUUUUAGUCUACGAACCGUCCACUUGUAGACUGCGACACGAGAUUCGGUCUACGGAUGUUAUUCCUGGCACUCAGGAAUACGUAUGCGGGAUUAAGAACGUGCCUUGUUCCUGGGGACGUGCGAUCAACGUUGCGAAUCGGUACGUGUACGUCAGUCAGCCACAAAAGGAUCGUGUACUUGUUAUCAGCGAAACCCAAAUGGUUAUAGUCGAUGUGGUGCCAACAGAUAAAAAUCCUGUCCAACUUUGGUACGUACCUUCCCUGGAUCAAGUGUGGGUGUUAAAUUGGCGAAGCGAAGAAGACACCGGUGUGAAAACGGUGCAAGUGAUCGAGGAUGCAUCUCAAAAGAAGAAGCAUCGAGCCAUUCGACCCGAACCCAUUGACGCACAGUUUGAUAUCAUUCAAAAUAUUUAUAUCCCUGAACCACAAGAUAUUGAUAGUACGUUCAAAUACGGUUACGUGAGUCACACGAAUCAACGGAAUAUGUAUAAACUCGAUCUGAAGAAUAUGAAGUACACCCGCAGUGCUGAUUUAAGUUCUUACGAUUGCGUUCCGGCGAACGUUCAAUUCUCGAUACUUUACGGAUUUGUAAUAAUUGAAUGCCAAGAACCAAUCACUAAUCGACCAACUGGUCAAUUGCUGUUAGAUUACCUCACCGAUACAGUUCUUGUUCACAAACCUAAUCUCUUAGGAAGACCAACAAUUUCACCUGACUCUCGACACCUUGUCACCUUGGACAAACAAGAGACUGGUGUAACUCUUGUUGUGCAAGAAAUAUCAUCUAACGGUUUAAAAUUUGCAUUCGACGUGAAAACUACAUUGAACAUCAGUGAUAUCGCGCUCUAUCCAUCGCAGACCACCCAUGGGUAUGACAUUUACGCGUCAUCGAUUGACAAAGAGGAUAUCCUUUUCCUAGAUCUAUCCACUGGUAAAGUGGAAAUGAUAACGGGAGUAGGCAAAGCUACACCGCCUAACUUAACGAAAUGGGGAAAUCCGAACAGACCAAUCGUCCAGAGCGGUAUAUUUGGUAAAUACAUGGUCAGUCCAUCGAGCGACGCGUUAUUCGUUUUGAAUGGAGAAACACGAACGAUAAACUGCGAAAUCGGGGGCUUAGUGAAUCCUGGAGCAGUGGUAUGGUUCACAGUGUCUUUACAUUGAACGACAGACAUUUUUACAACGAUAAUAAAGAAAUAGCAAAGAACGGGAGACAUAUUUGGUAACGCGUAUGAAUGAUUAUCAUUGUUCGAACGAGAAGAUAGAGAAUAAACCGUAGUUGUCUUUUUUUUUUUUCUAAGUUCGAAGAAAGAAAAGGGUUGAAAGAAAUUUCGGGAAAAAAUAUAUUCUAACACCGAGAACAUACCAUUAUUUGAGGUUAUUCGUUAAAAUCUUUAAAGAUAUUCCGUGUAUCGCUCUUCGACAAUUAUUAAUGGCGUAUUUUUGACACCAUCGAGCGAGUAAACGUUUUCAUUGUUACAUACGAAUAUUUAUCGUAAAACAUUUAUCGAUAAGGUUUUUAAUGUACAUACCAAAGAUAGUCUUUUACAUAUAUAUUUAAUGUACCUAAUCAUUACCCUAUCGGUGGCCUUAGUUUCCUUCAAUUUUGCAUAUCUCUCAGAUCUUUGUACCUGUACAAAGUUCUCUUUCCCGAAUCAAAUUUCUAUGGCUAUAAACGAAAAAAAAAAAAAAAAAA
This is a messenger RNA of Osmia lignaria (orchard mason bee), 3930 nucleotides long. Lineage: Eukaryota; Metazoa; Arthropoda; Insecta; Hymenoptera; Megachilidae. The record is from RefSeq and is a predicted model, not a curated record.